Molecule: messenger RNA, 2766 nt
Organism: Trichosporon asahii var. asahii CBS 2479
Lineage: Eukaryota; Fungi; Basidiomycota; Tremellomycetes; Trichosporonales; Trichosporonaceae
Product: vesicle-mediated transport-related protein
Exons: 4
Coding region: 1-2766 (921 amino acids)
Source: RefSeq, a predicted model, not a curated record
AUGUUCUCCGGCGUGAGCCUGUCUGACAGGCUCAAGGCGGCCGUCAACCAGCUCGAAGCGACGGGAAGCUCGCUGCAACAGCGUGCCCUGACCGCUGCUCAGCAGGCGCAGACACCGCCUCUCGACCGGAAGCCCAGCAACCCGCCGCUCGAUCGCAAAGCCAGCAACCCCGCCACCGCUGCCAAGGCAGACGAUCGACCACAAUCGCCUCGCUCCCCACCACCGACAGGAAGCGCCUCUCAUCUCGCGGACUCGGCAGUCAGCGGAUUAAACGAGCUCCGAAGAAGCUUCAGCAGCUUCCGAAAUUCCCAGGAGGGUUCCCGUCCAAGCAGCGCCGACAUCGAAGCGGCUGGCAGGGCACAGAAACGCAGCUCCAGUCCGCUGAAGAAGACAGAGGCUGAAAGGGCCGAGGAGAACAAGAAGGAGCCGGAGGAAGAGAGCAAGCCCGACGAAUGUGCGACGAAAGCCGAUGCCAAAGAUUCAAAGGACAAGCCCGAGCUCCUCGCGCCUCAGUUCGACCUCGGCACACCCAACACUUCGACUGCCGUCAGCGGUCAAGCGACUCCUGCGCCCGCAGAAGCAUCUGAAACGGCUAAGACCUCGCCUCCGAAGUCUCCGGCACCCGAAAAGAAUGAAGAGGCGGAACCGGCGCCCGAUACUGAGGUCAAGGAGGCUGAGGCGAAGGCUGACGCAGCCUCCGACGCCCCGGAGGUCAAGGUGGACUCUGAAUCCAAGGCGGCUCAGUCAACACCUGCUGCUGAGCCAGCUCCCUUUGGCGGGGGCAAGAAGAAGAAGAACAAGAAGGGAAAGAAGGGUGGCAACGCUGGCGCCGAGAAGGCGGAAGACCCGAAACCGGCCGAGGAUGCGAAGACCGCCGUUGAGCCCUCAGUAGAGUCCGCCGUUAAGGACGAGACUCCGGCCUCUGUUGAACCAACGGAACCCGAGAAGGUGAAGAAGGACGCCGCCGAGGAGAAGCCAGCUGCCAAGGUCGAGGAUGAGGUGCCCGCGCCAAUACGGCUGCCAACACCUACGGAGGACGAUCCGGCCAAGACGCUGGCGGACACUGAACGUCGAUUCGAAGGUAGGACUUGUGACUCAUACGCGGCCAACAAGGUGCUCAAGGAGCUGACCCCCGUGGACGGUGGCAUUGCCGACUCUGACGCCCUCGAGGGAUGGGUCCGUAUGGUCACUGGCAAGGUGGACAUGAUCACCACGGAGCUGACCAGAUUGCAAGACAAGAUGAAGCAAUCGCGCAUGCAGGAAAUGCGGGAAACGCACAAGCUCGAGUCCAAAUCGCAAUCCGAGCUCGUUGAUCAGCUCCGCUCUCAGCUUUCUUCUGCUGAGUCAACCCUCUCGAAGGGUGCCGACGAUGCUGUGACCGUUGGUCAGCUUCGGGCCGAUCUCGCCAAGGCGCAGACCACGAUCAAGGAGGAAGAGGAAAAGCGUUCAAAGGCCAUCAGCCUGCUCAAGACCGUGCGCCAGAAGCUAGUCAAAAUCGAGAAGGAGAAGGAGGAGAUCGAGAAGGACCGAGCAGCUGAGCGCGCGGAGCGCAGCAAGGCCAACGAGGAGCUUGAGAAGUCCAAAGCCGCGCGUGAGCGUGAGGUCAACCAGCUGCGAAAAGGCUUCGAGAGGGAACUCGCCAGCGCCAAGGAGCGUGCCGAGAAGGAUCUCGCUGCCAAGAAGGCUGCAUGGGAGCUCGAGAUGAUCACCACGAAGGAGAUCACUGCGAAGAACGCCAAGAUCACCGGUCUCGAGACGAUAGUGAAGGAAAUGCACGCUAAGAACGCGGAGCAAUUCGGCACGAUCGAGUCGCGGCAAGCCGACGCCGAGUCAGCACGAGCUGAAAUGGAACUAGCGCAGACGCGGACGAAGGAGCUCGAGUUCGAGCUGCGUGAGGCGAACGAGCGCAUUGCUCUGCUAGAGGAUGCCUCGCGGCAUGAGGCGGCGCCGGUCGUCGCGCGAGAGGAGACUGCGCCCGGCACGAGCGCGGCGGAGGUGCAGCGUCUGCUCGCUGAGGCCGAGGCGCGGUCCGAGACCAAGCUCAGCGACCUCCGUGCGAAGAUCCGCUCGCUUGAACGGGAACGCAACGAGCUCGAGGAGGACUGGGCCCAGAAGCUGGGGCAGCGCGUCCGCGAACUGGAGGCCGUGAGGCGCACGCUAGCCGAAAGGGAUGCCGACGCUGCGACAGCCGCUGCCGCACGGAAGGAACGGGAUGCGCAGAUCGACGCGCAGGACGCGGCGAAGCGUGACCUCGAGCGGCAGAUCGUGGAGCUGCGGGCGGCCGUCGACGAGGCUCGCGCAGAUGUUGCUGUAGCUCUCGAGGCAGAGCGUGCGGCGCGGGAAGAGCUCGAGACCGCGCAGAGCGGCACGGGUGCACUCCAGCAGCAGCUCGACGAGAGCCGGCAGCAGGUCACCCAGCUCCGUGCCACAAACAAGACCAUCCGCGAUGAGAUGCGCAAGAUCCAGAGCUCGGUGCAGCUGAUGGAGCGCCAGCGCAACCCGGGUGUCGGAUACUGGGCUCAGGGCUCGAACGCUCCCACCCCUACUUCUGCUGCCAGUGACAAGCAGACGAGCGGUACUGCCUCGCCUACUCCAAGCGGGGACAGCAACAAGGACGAAGAGGUCAACCUGGAGUACCUCCGCAACGUCAUCCUGCAGUUCCUCGAGCACCGCGAGAUGCGACCGAACCUCGUCCGUGUCCUCAGUGUCAUCCUCCGCUUCACCCCGCAAGAACUGAGGCGGCUCGAGGCUAAGCUCAACUCGUAA